AUGAACACAUUAGUUGGUACUGUAAGAUCAAACAGAAAACUGAAUCCCCAAGAUCUUGUACAGGCAAAACUGAAGAAAGGGGAACACAAAGGAAAGGAAAGUACUACAGUUGUAGCAGUACUGAAAUGGAAAGAUAAGAGGGAUGUUCUGAUACUGAGUACUGUUCAUGGAGAAGAAGAAGCAGAAGUUCAAACCAGGAAGGGAAUAAAGGAAAAACCAGCAAUGAUAAUUGGCUAUAAUCAGUCAAAUUCUUUUAUAAAUCUUUCUGACCAAAUGAAGUCAUACUUGCAUUGUCUAAGGCGAGGUGUGAAAUGGUACAGGAAGCUUGUAGUUGAAUUGUUGACAGAGUCAGCACUGGUACAUGCUCAUGUGAUUUGCCGAUACAUCUACAACAAUAAGUCUCAAUCACAGAAUUCAAAGAGGAAGUGA
Molecule: messenger RNA, 429 nt
Organism: Schistocerca piceifrons (Central American locust)
Lineage: Eukaryota; Metazoa; Arthropoda; Insecta; Orthoptera; Acrididae
Exons: 1
Coding region: 1-429 (142 amino acids)
Source: RefSeq, a predicted model, not a curated record